GAAUCACUUUUCUUUUCUGCAAUCGAACUUGUAUUUUCAAAUAGAUCUCAUGUCGAAAGUUGAAAAGAAUAUUUGAAAAAACGUCCAAGUUUGUAAUUGAAUAUACUCGACUUUUAUCUAGUUAAUAUAGCAUGAUACUCAAAAUAUGUGACGAAACUAUUUCGAGGCACAAGCAACAUACAUACGUAUACGCGUUGAACUAUUUAAAUAGAGUACAAUAUUCCUGCCGCUGUCUAUACAGAAGUUUGCAUUUUGGUAAAGUUAAACAAAUUCGGAAUGAUAUUCGUUUAAGUAUAGAUCGCAUCAGUCGUUAAGAAGUAAUGCAUAUUCGUGAAAUGUAGAGACACUUCCUCGUGACGAGAAGAUAUUCUAAUUGUCAUCGCAUGGAAGUUUCCGGCAACUUGAACAUCAAGCCAGAAAGUAGUCUUUAAAUAAAAGGGCCAUGAUUCAUCCAAGCAGCACUCUUGCACAUCUAGCGAAACUUUUCGUGACAAUUGGUUGCAUGAGAACUCUUGGUAAUGAGUACGAUAAAACAAACACUUGGUCAUUUCGUGCCUUUCAAAUUCUGCUUUCGCACUCCAUACUGGGAGCACUCAGGUUUGGAACUCCGUUUCUUACAUCAGCCACCAAUAUAGCAAAGUACUUAAGGAUCUUCUACGAUUGGUACUCUAUGAUCGUUGACAUUAUGUCAUUGGCGUUGUUCACUGCUGGUAUCUUGCAAGGAUAUGGGAUCAGUGAGAAAGUUUGGCUCAUGCUACUCUCUUUGGGCAUACUGCCAAUAUUCUUUUAUCUGCAGCCAAAGCGAAAACAAAGUCAAAUAAGGAGGCAUCAGUUGUUCAUGAAUGUCACCACCACCCUACAAUUGUUGAUGAUCACGUUGGUCGGCCUAAGAAACAGUAAUUACAACGUUAUCAGCUUGGUCGUCUCGUACAUAUUUGAGCGAUUUUUUAUCGACGAACUUUGCUAUCACUAUGAGAUUUCAAGCACCGAUUUGAGCCAAUAUUCUUUGUGCUUCGUAGAAAUUUUCAUGGUUUUGACGCUGAGCGAACUGUAAAUGUAAAUCUAAUUGAUUGUAAUUCGGUGCUUGGUGUCUACGCAUUUUGAAUUCGCGAGCAUUUCGAAUUGUGAAAUUCCCUAGAACCAUGAGUGAACGGUGACGGGAUAUUGAAAAGUCACUAGAAUUGAGUGACAUCGCGAAUUUGUAACAUCGAAAAUUUACAUCCCUGAAUAAAAUAUCUUGAAAGUUACAUAAAACUCUUUGGAUUUUCGUAUAUAUUGAAAAAGAGAUUUAUUAUUUAAAUAAAUGCAGUACUUCAUGCAUUUGUACAUCAUGUCCGUCAGACAUUUUUCAGGUGGUUCUAGUAAUAUAAUUCAGGUAGUGGCCUAUCUAUAUGCAGGUUCUAUAUCAGUGCAGUGUACUGGAAACUGAAUCUUCGAUUCAGUCAGAGGACGUUUGCUGUGAUAGUACCAUUUGGAGUCUGAGAUUAACCGCCUUAAAUUUCAAUCGAAUUGAUUGGCAGUCGGUGUGAUCGAAUCGCUGUUUCCCGAUUUCUGUGUUUUCGAACAGUUGUCAAAUAAAUAAAUUAAGCGCGGUCUUCAUGAACGCGGACACACGGACGAACUAGAUCAAUGAAUGAAUAGUAUUGUGGUGAGCUGUGCUCUCACGUAUUGUGUAUUUUCGCUUGGCUCUCACGUGUCACCUGAGCUUUAUUGCUAGCUAAAAAAAAACACGGCUCUCGACGAUAAUUAUUGCACAGAACGAACGAGUGUGCAGGCAAAUCGAUCG
Molecule: messenger RNA, 1786 nt
Organism: Frieseomelitta varia
Lineage: Eukaryota; Metazoa; Arthropoda; Insecta; Hymenoptera; Apidae
Exons: 3
Coding region: 443-1054 (203 amino acids)
Source: RefSeq, a predicted model, not a curated record